AUAACAUAAAAUAGGAUACACAACACCUAACCCUUGGUCUCAUCAAGUAGGUCCGAAAAUUAGAUCCGGACCAAAACUAACCCGACCCGUAAACCCGAAUUACCAAGUCUAUUCACUGAAAGCGACGGCUCCUUCGUUGUGCAACUUUCCGAGAAACUUAACCGUCGUCGAAUCUGCAGAGAAGAAGACGAAGAAACUCGAAAAAAGGAAAGUUAGAAAAAAAUGAACCAAACGAGACGUAAGAGACGACCUGAUCCAUCUCUCUCUAGACUCGAUUCGCUCUCGCCGGAAAUGCUCUUUCCGGCCAAAUCUCCGUCGUUAACUUCUUCCCGCAUCAGAUACAUCUUCUUGUUACUCACCUUUUGUUUCAUCAUCUACAUCAUCUUCUCCUACGGCACCACUUUCCGACGUGAACAGAUUUCAUCGAUCGCUCGUUCCUUAUCUGUGUUCUCCACUCGUCGCCGUCACUUACUCUUCUCGAUCGCUGCUUCUCAUGACUCUUGGCUCCGUCGUAGCUCCUAUGUUCGUCUCUGGUACUCUCCUGAGUCUACACGCGCCGUCGUGUUUCUCGAUCGCGGUGGAUUGGAGUCCGAUCUAACUCUCCCUCCUGUGAUUGUAUCUAAAGACGUUUCUAGGUUUCCUUAUAACUUCCCUGGCGGUCUCCGAUCAGCGAUUCGUGUGGCUCGUGUUGUUAAAGAGACGGUGGAUCUGGGAGAUAAAGAUGUACGGUGGUUCGUUUUCGGUGAUGAUGAUACUGUUUUCUUUGUAGAUAAUUUGGUGACGGUUUUGUCUAAGUAUGAUCACCGGAAGUGGUAUUACGUCGGAAGUAAUUCGGAGUUUUAUGAUCAGAAUGUUAGGUAUUCGUUUGAUAUGGCGUUUGGUGGUGGAGGAUUCGCCAUUAGUGCUUCGCUUGCUAAGGUUUUGGCUAAGGUUUUGGAUUCUUGUUUGAUGAGGUAUUCGCAUAUGUAUGGAAGCGAUUCUAGGAUCUUCUCUUGCGUCGCUGAGCUUGGUGUUACAUUAACUCAUGAACCUGGAUUUCAUCAGAUUGAUGUAAGAGGGAACAUAUUUGGUCUGCUAUGUGCGCACCCUUUAUCUCCGUUGGUAUCUCUUCAUCACUUGGAUGCAGUUGAUCCGUUUUUUCCAAAAAGGAACCGGACCGAAUCUGUGGCUCAUCUUAUUGGAGCUGCAAGUUUUGAUUCGGCAAGGAUUUUGCAGCAGAGUGUGUGCUAUGAUUCUUUGAACACAGUGACUGUUUCGGUUGUGUGGGGUUAUGCGGUUCAAGUUUAUGAAGGAAAUAAACUUCUUCCGGAUCUUCUCACCCUGCAAAAGACAUUUUCUACAUGGAGGAGAGGGUCAGGGGUCCAAAGCAACUAUAUGUUCAGUACAAGAGAAUAUCCAAGGGAUCCAUGUGGGAGACCACUCGUCUUUUUCUUGGACAGUGUAGGAUCAGAUGGAACUGAGGGAACGUGGAGUAACUAUAACCUCCAUAGAGUCGGAAAUUGUCACAGAGCAGAAGCUGUUGAGCGUCUAGAACGAGUCAGAGUUCUGUCUCGCAAGCUGAAACAUGAUGUUGAACAGAUGGUUGCGCCUCGCCGCCAAUGUUGUGACAUCUCAUCACCUUAUAAUAAAUCAAUGGUCAUUAAUAUAAGGCAAUGCAUGCCGGAUGAGCUAAUCGCCAUGAACACUUAGCAUAUUUUCUUGGCCAUUCUCUUCAAGGAUCAACUAAAAAAGGUCCGUGCAAGCAAGUCCUAUGGUUCUUCUGCUCGAAAGAAAUGGCGGAAUCCGAGGUGGGUUCAGAGUUUAGACCAUCUUCGAAAAGUGUCUCAUACAAGACCCGAGCUUAAACCAUCCAGAAAACUCGCACGAUUUUGCAUUUAAACCAAAGGUUGUUUCGUUUUUUUUUUUGUAAAUUGUGUAAGGAGAUGAAGAAAACACAGAUCCUUCUUCUGUAUAUGGUUUGUCUCAUUCUCUACUAAAGUUUUGAGUUUUUGGUUAUUUGAGAAAGUCACUUGCAAGUUGCAACUUUUGUGUGUUUUGGCAAAACUGUAACAAUUUUGGAAGCCUUUCUUUUGUA
Molecule: messenger RNA, 2074 nt
Organism: Arabidopsis lyrata subsp. lyrata
Lineage: Eukaryota; Viridiplantae; Streptophyta; Magnoliopsida; Brassicales; Brassicaceae
Exons: 4
Coding region: 223-1689 (488 amino acids)
Molecular function (GO): acetylglucosaminyltransferase activity
Source: RefSeq, a predicted model, not a curated record